CGAGUCCGAAGACCGGAGUUGGCGGAGUUAGUAUAGGUUGGACAAGUAGUUCGCAUCGAUUCGUGAUCCAGUGCGCCAGAAACGUGUUCGCGAACAUGAUAAUUAUUUUAGUGUAACUUUUAAUUCGGAUCGUAUUUUCUUCGAUAGUAAUUAUCGUAUUUUUUGGAAUUUUUCGCAAUGGCCAACACAAAUUUUAGUGCUUUGAACGACAAGAACUUGGAACAAUGUGUGGUUACGUUUAUAGAAAAAGUCGAAUCUAUGGAGAAGGAUAAAACUCAAGUGAUUAAGAAAAAUCUACCUCCAGCUCAAGUUGAAAUGAGAACAUUGCAGCUUUGGAGAUCGGUGAUUUCCGAAUGUUUGGCAUCAUUUUUAUACGUUUUCAUCGUUUGUGGAGCUGCUUCGACUGCAGCUCAAGCUGGAUCUCUUCCUUUGACUGUGUUCAUUACUGCCGCUGCUUCUGGGUUCACUGUCUGUGUGUUGACUUAUUGCUUUCAGAAUUUAUCAGGUGCCCAUAUGAAUCCAUCUAUUACUGUAUCGAUGAUGAUGAGCCAAAGGAUAACUCUAUUCAGAGGAAUGCUGUUCAUCGUAGCCCAAAGCGGAGGAGCUAUCGCCGGCGCAGCUUUAUUAUACGGGGUUUCUGUUACACCUCAUGUUGGAGAUUAUAACGCUGCUGUGCCAUCUUUAGCCAGUCAUAUGUCUGUAUGGAAGAGAUUAGGCAUAGAAUUCGUGCUCUCAUUUCUGAUUGUGUUCACUUAUCGCAUAACUGUAGAUGAUCAUCGUAAAUGGUUCGGAAAUUCGGCAACCUGCAUGGGCUUGGCAUAUUUAGCUACUGGAUUGGUUUCACAACCAACACAAAACCCUAUACGUGCUUUUGGACCAGCUUUUGUAACAAACAGAUGGGAUAAUCAAUGGGUAUUUUGGGGCGGACCGUGUCUUGGUGGUGUAGCAGCUGAUUUAGUAUUCAGAGUCAUAUUCAUUACAAACCGGCGUAAAAGUAGAUCAGAAAUGUCUGUUGAUGGUGAUUCGGCGAGUAUUCAUUCGGAAGCUGAUACGUACGAUGAUUUGGGUAAAGGUCGAGGAACUGCUAUGAAAAUCAUGAAUCCAAAUCCAUAUACUAGACAGUUACCAACCAAUUCAGGCAAUGGUCAUCCAUACAAUACAGGCUUCUACCCUAUGUCAGUUUGUAAACCACAAGAUCGAUCUGAAUCGAUAUACGAAGGAAGUCGUUCCCUAUACACCAGAUCACCUCCACUAACUAGAGCUAAUCUAAGCAGAUCUCAAUCAGUUUACACAAAAACACCUCCUGCUCAUAAUUAUCAACGCGAACAACCUCGUCCGGGUCCUUUAUACCCGGCUCAAUCAAUGUACCCUAUGCCGUCCAGUAAUGCUAACCCUAUCAGUCAAAAUCAUCAAAACCAGCAACGUCAAGGAACUGAGAAUAUCUACGGUACUAAAACCAGCAGUAGGGAUAUUUAUGGAAAAAUACCCGGAAGAAAUGAGUCCAUAUACGGUGGUGUUGUUAAGAAACACCACGAUUCUAAUGAUAAUUCGUAUAAUUCCUAUAUUAGUAAUAAUACAAGCGGUUCUAAGAUAACUCCGACUCAUAUGGGUGGUAGAAAAGAAUCGUAUCCAAGUUCGGCUAUUCCACCUCCACCGAAUGGUCAUAGUUCUUAUUACCACCAUAGUCAGCCUUCUCCUAAUUCGCAGCUGAGCUCGCAGUAUUGAAAGAUUUCAAUACAAGAUCUAGUCUUCCAUUACUGUUAAUUUAUUGUUUAUUUUUAAGUAUUCGCUUGAAAUUUUCGAAUAAUGUUUCCUUUUUUUAAAUUUUUUAAUUUUUAUUACGAAACUGAGGUGGAAAACGGAGAAAAAAAUACUCCGAAAAAAUUGAUGUAAAACUACUCAAAAAAAAAUCAAAAUACAAAUCAACCGGUUUUUCCAUCUCUAUUACGAAGGAUUGUUUUUGUUAAUGUUUUUAUUUCGUUUGUUGUAAAUACAAUUGAAUCUAUUAUCAUACCUUAGGUUAUAUGAUUUUCCUUUGCAUUUAUUUUUCAUCUUAAUUAUUUUUGCGUGUUACCUUUUGUAUGUAGAUUAAAAUGUAGAUAAAAUAAUUCGUUUUUAUAAAGUUUUGUACCUAUGUUAAGAAGUUCAAAAUUUAUAACAGUAAUCACGUUGUAAAUAUUUGAAACUAUUCAGUUCUUUAUUUUCAAUUUUGAAGAAAAAAAAUAAAAAUGUGAUAAUGA
This is a messenger RNA of Planococcus citri (citrus mealybug), 2240 nucleotides long. Its product is annotated as neurogenic protein big brain-like. Gene Ontology annotation, biological process: transmembrane transport. The transcript has 7 exons. The record is from RefSeq and is a predicted model, not a curated record. Gene Ontology annotation, cellular component: plasma membrane. The coding region runs from base 178 to 1725 and encodes 515 amino acids. NCBI's taxonomy places the organism in Eukaryota, Metazoa, Arthropoda, Insecta, Hemiptera, Pseudococcidae. Gene Ontology annotation, molecular function: channel activity.